Messenger RNA from Scophthalmus maximus (turbot), 1090 nucleotides. RefSeq names its product transmembrane and coiled-coil domains 1 (gene tmco1). Gene Ontology annotation, molecular function: calcium channel activity. The record is from RefSeq and is a predicted model, not a curated record. NCBI's taxonomy places the organism in Eukaryota, Metazoa, Chordata, Actinopteri, Pleuronectiformes, Scophthalmidae. The transcript has 7 exons. Gene Ontology annotation, biological process: endoplasmic reticulum calcium ion homeostasis. Bases 155 to 721 code for a protein of 188 amino acids. Gene Ontology annotation, cellular component: endoplasmic reticulum; cytoplasm; endoplasmic reticulum membrane.
GAAGUACUUGUUACCGCUCGUGUGACCUCCUCUCUAACGCUGACACUGCUUUAGAGGCAGAUCGGUGUAAUGUGCUCAGACGGUCAUUUCUAAUAAAAAGAAAAAGAUAUAAAGCUUGAGCUUUCUGCGGUCGGAUAAACAGGACACUACGGCCAUGAGCACCAUGUUUGCAGACACCAUUCUGAUCGUGUUCAUCUCGGUGUGUACGGCGCUGUUGGCCGAAGGAAUAACUUGGGUUUUAGUGUAUCGCACUGAAAAGUACAAGAGGCUAAAGGCAGAAGUGGAAAAACAAAGCAAGAAACUGGAGAAGAAAAAGGAAACCAUCACAGAAUCUGCAGGACGUCAACAGAAGAAAAAGAUUGAGAGACAAGAGGAGAAACUGAAGAACAACAACAGAGAUCUUUCCAUGGUACGCAUGAAGUCCAUGUUCGCCAUCGGCUUCUGCUUUACAGCUUUGAUGGGCAUGUUCAACUCCAUCUUUGAUGGACGAGUAGUGGCCAAACUGCCGUUCGUGCCGCUGUCGUACAUCCAGGGUCUGUCACACCGCAACCUCCUGGGCGAGGAUUUCACUGACUGCUCCUUUAUCUUCCUGUACAUCCUCUGCACCAUGUCCAUCAGACAGAACAUUCAGAAGAUGCUCGGCCUCGCACCGUCCAGAGCCGCGACCAAACAGGCCGGUGGCUUCCUGGGACCUCCUCCUCAAGCAGCCAAGUUUUCCUAACCCUCAGAUGGGUUCCGGCACCUUGACUGUGUGUCAGCACGGCUCUCUCGUCCGAGCACGGACACAAACUGCUCGGGCUGGAGCGAAACGUAUUAUCUGCUGCAGCUAACUGUGAUCACUCUCUUCUGUUUGAGUUCCCAUUCGUUUGUUGUUUAUUUAACUUGAGAGUUGUCUCACUUAGAAAUUAGAGGGAGAAAAGUUGUUAUAAUAACAUAAUGAUUACCAAAGGAUACAAACAUCUACCUUGUAUUCAGCACAUGGCAUUUCGUCAUUUUUGGGGGGAUUUUAAUUAAUAAUUGGCACAUUAACAUCUGAUCCAUUCAGUAUUAUCAUGACUAAUUGUUAAUAAAGUUUUAUAAUUACAUUUUA